GGGAACGUGAGCCGCGGACUGCCGGGAGGGCCGGCCUCCACGGUCGCGUCCGGGGCGGGCCGCUGUGAGAGCGGCGCGCUCAUGCACAGUUUCGGCAUCUUCCUGCAGGGGCUGCUCGGCGUCGUGGCCUUCAGUACAUUGAUGCUUAAACGCUUCCGAGAACCAAAGCAUGAAAGACGACCAUGGAGAAUAUGGUUUUUAGACACUUCCAAGCAAGCCAUAGGGAUGCUGUUCAUCCACUUUGCAAAUGUGUACCUAGCAGAUCUCACUGAAGAGGACCCUUGUUCACUGUACCUCAUCAACUUUCUUCUGGACGCCACUGUAGGCAUGCUUCUCAUUUAUGUGGGCGUACGCGCUGUCAGUGUCUUGGUGGAGUGGCAGCAGUGGGAAUCCCUGCGUUUUGGAGAAUAUGGAGACCCUCUGCAGUGUGGGGCCUGGGUGGGGCAGUGUGCCCUUUACAUCGUGAUCAUGAUCUUUGAAAAGUCUGUCGUCUUCAUCGUCCUUCUCAUACUGCAGUGGAAAAAGGUGGCCCUAUUGAAUCCAAUUGAAAACCCAGACCUGAAGCUGGCCAUCGUCAUGCUGAUAGUUCCCUUCUUUGUCAAUGCUUUCAUGUUCUGGGUAGUAGACAAUUUCCUCAUGAGAAAGGGAAAGACGAAAGCUAAGCUAGAAGAAAGAGGAGCCAACCAGGACUCAAGGAACGGGAGCAAGGUUCGCUACCGAAGGGCAGCAUCCCAUGAGGAGUCUGAGUCUGAGGUCCUGAUCUCAGCUGAUGAUGAAAUGGAGGAGUCUGAGGCCGAGGAGGACCUCCGCAGACUGACCCCCCUCAAACCUGUGAAGAAGAAGAAGCACCGCUUUGGGCUACCUGUAUGACACGUUCCCGCGCUGCGGAUGACAGUCAUGGGGCCCAGCCCUGCAGCAGCAUCCCUUCCCUCUCUCUACCCUCCUCUCUACCUCCACUCCUCUUGCUGUCUCUGCCCGCUCUCCGCCCGCCCCAGACUACUGUGACUGAAAAGAGGGAAGAGGAACCGUGCCCGAGGGGCUGUGGGCAGCUGGAGGUCCCGCUCAGUUGCACUACAAACACUGACCAAAUAUGCAAGCGAAGAGCUUUGUUUGUUGUCGUCCCUUUGGGGUGUUGUGAGACCCCUGUCCUGUGUCUGACCAUGUGGCAUGGUGGAAGAAAACAGCACACACAGACUGUCGGGCCCUCGUGCUGAGGCUUGGGCCUUGUGGACAUGUGAGGGCCUGGGGUCAACAGCCACUGGUUGACCCAAGUUGGAAUAGGAAUGCUUUCUUACUCAAAAGGCUUUUGUAACUCUUUAUUUCUAAAGCCAGUUUUAUGAGCUGUGA
Myodes glareolus (Bank vole) is the source of this 1347-nucleotide messenger RNA. RefSeq names its product STIM activating enhancer (gene Stimate). The record is from RefSeq and is a predicted model, not a curated record. Gene Ontology annotation, biological process: activation of store-operated calcium channel activity. Gene Ontology annotation, cellular component: cortical endoplasmic reticulum; membrane. Gene Ontology annotation, molecular function: calcium channel regulator activity. NCBI's taxonomy places the organism in Eukaryota, Metazoa, Chordata, Mammalia, Rodentia, Cricetidae.